CAGAAUCUCUGAGAUAUCUCUCAAUGUAUGAUAACCGGAUCCUUCGCUACUUUAAAGGCCACAAAGACAGGGUUGUAUCGCUUUGUAUGUCUCCUAUUAAUGAUAGCUUCAUGUCUGGUUCUCUCGACGGAAGUGUCAGACUCUGGGAUCUUCGUGUUAAUGCCUGCCAGGUUUGAGCCUGAUAUGCUUGCCUUCUCGGGAUGCUAUUAUGGUGGUGGUGAUAAGGAAAGGAGAGAACUUGCAGCAAUCAGAAGGAGAUGGAAAACAUUACAUGUAAUGCCUACAUGUGUGUGUGUUCGUGGUGGUAUGAUGAUUGGAUUACUAAAACAAGGAUCAUACGCAAAAGAAAAGUUUUGUUCUUUGUGCAUAUGAUUGGAUUACUUUGAUGCUUUGUAUCUAUAUAAAG
This is a messenger RNA of Brassica oleracea var. oleracea, 406 nucleotides long. RefSeq lists its product as uncharacterized. The record is from RefSeq and is a predicted model, not a curated record. Lineage: Eukaryota; Viridiplantae; Streptophyta; Magnoliopsida; Brassicales; Brassicaceae. The transcript is spliced from 3 exons. The coding region runs from base 28 to 372 and encodes 114 amino acids.